AUGGAGCCCGGCAAUUAUACCACUUUGGACGGCGCCAAGGAGAUUGAAGGCUUGCUGGGAGCUGGAGGGAGUCGGAACCUGGUCACCCACUCCCCACUGACCAGCCAUCCAGCGUCGGCGCCUACGCUGUUGCCUGCUGUCAACUACGGCCCCCUGGAUCUGCCAGGCUCUGCGGAACCGCCAAAGCAGUGCCACCCAUGUCCCGGGAUGCCUCAGGGGGCGUCCCCAGCUCCAGUGCCUUACGGCUACUUUGGAGGCGGGUACUACUCCUGCCGAGUGUCUCGAAGCUCGCUGAAGCCCUGUGCCCAGGCGGCCACCCUGGCCGCCUACCCUGCGGAGACUCCCGCGUCCGGGGAGGAGUACCCCAGCCGCCCCACCGAGUUUGCCUUCUACCCGGGAUACCCGGGACCCUACCAGCCUAUGGCCAGUUACCUGGAUGUGUCGGUGGUACAGACCUUGGGCGCCCCUGGGGAGCCUCGUCAUGACUCCCUGCUGCCUGUGGACAGUUACCAACCCUGGGCCCUCACCGGUGGCUGGAACAGCCAGAUGUGUUGCCAGGGAGAACAGAACCCCCCAGGUCCUUUCUGGAAGGCAGCAUUUGCAGACUCAAGCGCACAGCAUCCGCCUGACGGCUGCGCCUUCCGUCGAGGCCGCAAGAAGCGCAUUCCCUACAGCAAGGGACAGUUGCGGGAACUGGAGCGGGAGUAUUCGGCUAACAAGUUCAUCACCAAGGACAAGAGGCGCAAGAUCUCGGCUGCCACCAGCCUCUCAGAGCGCCAGAUCACCAUCUGGUUUCAGAAUCGCCGGGUGAAGGAGAAGAAGGUCCUCGCCAAGGUCAAAACCAGUGCUACUCCGUGA
This is a messenger RNA of Budorcas taxicolor (takin), 858 nucleotides long. RefSeq names its product homeobox B13 (gene HOXB13). The record is from RefSeq and is a predicted model, not a curated record. NCBI's taxonomy places the organism in Eukaryota, Metazoa, Chordata, Mammalia, Artiodactyla, Bovidae. Gene Ontology annotation, biological process: regulation of transcription by RNA polymerase II. Gene Ontology annotation, molecular function: DNA-binding transcription factor activity, RNA polymerase II-specific; RNA polymerase II cis-regulatory region sequence-specific DNA binding. The transcript has 2 exons. Bases 1 to 858 code for a protein of 285 amino acids.